AUGACCGUCAGCCGGGAGGUUACCACUUUGUCAGACCCUAUGUUGCUUGAAAAGGUCGACAAGCUCCGUGACUUGAACAUUGGCCAACAUGUACCUCUCCCACAGCUUGUUGUAGCUGGAGAUCAAAGCUCUGGCAAGUCCUCCUUACUGGAAAGCCUUACCGGAAUUCCGUUUCCAAAAGACCAAAGCCUCUGCACUCGUCAUGCAACGCAGAUCACAUCUCGACGCAAUAUCAAUGACCGUGUCGAUAUACGUAUUAUUCCUGGCCCACACGCGUCAGAGGAGCAUAGGAAGGAGGUCGAGGGAUUUCAGAUGCACAUGCCUUCGCGUUUGAAAUUUUGCGAGCAGUUCGAGGAAAUCUUGAAGAAGGUUAGUGAGACUUGA
Molecule: messenger RNA, 384 nt
Organism: Lachnellula hyalina
Lineage: Eukaryota; Fungi; Ascomycota; Leotiomycetes; Helotiales; Lachnaceae
Gene: DRP4A
Product: putative dynamin-related protein 4A
Exons: 2
Coding region: 1-384 (127 amino acids)
Cellular component (GO): cytoplasm; microtubule; membrane
Molecular function (GO): GTPase activity; microtubule binding
Source: RefSeq, a predicted model, not a curated record